This is a messenger RNA of Trypanosoma theileri, 3732 nucleotides long. RefSeq lists its product as uncharacterized. NCBI's taxonomy places the organism in Eukaryota, Euglenozoa, Kinetoplastea, Trypanosomatida, Trypanosomatidae. The transcript has a single exon. Gene Ontology annotation, molecular function: protein binding. Bases 1 to 3732 code for a protein of 1243 amino acids. The record is from RefSeq and is a predicted model, not a curated record.
AUGUCCAGUCCUCCUAAUACUGUAACGACAGUGCCUUUUCAUAGUAAUGAUGGUACUUCUACUACUACUAUUACUAAUGAUAAUAAUAACAAUAAUAAUUAUAAUAGUAGUAGUCGUAGUAUUAGUAGUGCUGGUACAGGCAGUACGGUGCCAGGGCAGUCUUACAGGACAACUGUGCUCGUACAACAACAAGAACAAGAACAAGAACAAGAACAACAACAUACACCUAUUAGAAGAUAUGAUACCGUGAUGCGCGAGAAGAUAUCUGCAGAGACUCCUCUCAGUGAGAGUGGAGACCGUGGACGUAUUUCAUCACGUGGUAGUGUUCAAAGUAAUAAUAUACAUAAUCGUUCCCUAUUUCGCCGCAUCUGUGCAGAGGAGGAGUCCGCACGGCGUAGUCGUAUUAUACUGCAGCAAUUAGAAUCAUGGAAAGAUCUCCGCGUGUUGGCGUGGCGGGAGCGGCUCUCACUUCUGCAGCCAAGCGAGCGAUCCGCAUCUCUGCAGAGUUUUGGUCUUUUCACACGAGAAAGCACCCAAGGGGCUCACAGUAGGAGUAGCAGUAGCAACACCAAUAACACCAAUAGCAAUACCAAUACCAAUCAUCCACCCUUCCUCAUUGCCGCACCUGAUCCUCAUCAUCCUCAUCCAUAUCAUCAUAGCAGCAACAACAACAGGAGUGUGAGUCGUGGUAGUAGUCGAGAGACGGGAGUGGAGUCCCCGCCGUAUCUCUGCACGCCGCUGGAGCGCACGAUGAGUCCCUCCGAGUUGUCUGAGGUCCGACACCCGAGCGGGUCGCUGCUGGAGAAGUUCUACGAGGGCGAAGUGGUGCGGGCCGCCCAGCGGCGUCUGCGGCGGCAGGAGCUCGAGGAACAGCGGCGGGAGGCGGCCGAGCGGCGACUGGCGGCGGCGGCGAAGACCCGACAGGAGCGCGAGGAGGCCGCCCGGCGUCGGCGAGAGGCGAUGGCGGCAUUGCAGCACCAACUGCAGGCCGCCUGGCAGCAGCUGCGGGCGGAGGAGGCCCGGCGGGCGGCGGCGGAGCGGGCGUUGGCGCAGCAGGAGGAGAAACUCAACGCCGCCGCGGAGAGAAACCGGGCGCUCCUCGAGGCGAGAAGAAAUGGCGAGGCGCAAGUCGCGGGGCUCACGGCGGAGGUGCGGCGAUUAGAGACAGGGAUCGCAACACUCCGCCGGGAGCAGAGAGAAAUGGAGACAGCACAGCAGCAACACAUACGGGAGUUGGAGCGAAAACUGGCAGAGACCACGCGAAAGGAAUCGUUGAAGGAACAACAACUGCAGGAGAGCUGGCGGGAGAUAUCGGAGAGACGAAAGACACAACAAACACAUGAAGGGGAAUUACGUCAGGCACGUCAGGCACUACAGCAGAUGCAGCAACAACAAGAGGUUAUGCAGAAACAACAUAAACAACAACAACGAGAAGAAGAAGAAGAGACGAAGAGAAGUGUUGCCGCACGAGAACGUUCUCACUCAGAGGAGAUACAACGUCUCUACAAGGAAAAGGCAGAAGCACUUUUAGAACAGGCCAAACACUAUGAGGCAUUACUUGCAGCGAAAGAGAAAGCGUCAGAGGCGGCUCUGGCGCAGUUGCAGAGUGAUCUGACUACACAACAUCAGAGAUUUGAGGAACAACAGAAGGAAUGGACCACACAACGGGCUCGUUUGACAACAGAGAUGGAACAACAACAACAAGAGGUCUUGCAGUUUCAGAAAGAACUUGAUCGUAUACAACAAGAGACUAAACGUAAAGAAGAAGGAAAUGCGGAGGAGAUCUCUACAUACCGUGAACGACUACAAAAGGAAUUAGUACAUAAUGACGAGGCGGAAUUGCUAUUACGUCAUGCUAGUGAUGAGAUAACGAAUUUGCGUGCUCUUGUGGAGUCUUUGGAGAAAGAUUGUAAAGAGGAACGUGCAAGAUGUGAGGAACUGAAUGUGGCUCUUCAUGAAGCCCUGCAAAAACAACAACACCAUCAACAACGAGAACAACAACUACGAGAAAUGUAUGAUCGCCUUAGGAAUGAAAUGACUGUAUUGCAGCAGUCCAUGGAAUUAUUAGAACGAGAUGGAAGUAAAGGGGAAAAAAUAAAACCCUCCGCUUCACGUGGGAAUGGAAUAAAUGGACAAAACCCAUUCGUACCAUCUCUGCAUACACCAGCGAUGCCGGAAACGAUAGGGCGAGGGAAUACAAUUCACACAACUGCAGUAUUGAAUGAUCGUCCUCCUAUCUCUGCUGUGUGGCCAACACGUAUGGAGGAUUGGUUAGACACCCCGUUACAGAUGGUGACUGAAGAUGUAUCUAACGUGGUGGAAGUGCUUCUCUACGCAAAAGACUAUACUCUACGUCAGCAUAUCCUUUCACAACAACAACAAUUGGUUUCCACUUCACCAUUGAAAAUGACAGAGUUUACGGAAACGGAGCGUGUUAUAGCUGUAGAGUGUAUAGUAAGAUUAUUAAGAGCUACAGCUACACUAAAUGCCAUACAAUCGUACACCGAUUCCUUCUCAACACAAAGAAAUUUAAUGGCUCUACAAAGACAACAGCAUACAUUAAAGAUUCUACUAAAGGAGAUGCAGGAUGCAGAAGUAGUAGGAAUACACCGGGGGGUUGUUCCUCAUACUGUUCUUACAUCUUCUAAUCUUACUACUACUGCUGCUGCUGCUGCUGGUGGUGCCGGUAGUAGUAUAUUCACACAGGAACCGCGUAUCCUAUCACUGACAACAACAUUAUUAGAGCAGUUAUCUUCCUUAAUCAUGAAACUUCAAUGUGAAGUACCAUCAAUACGUGAAAGUGAAGAAAUGUUCGCAUCGCCCCCUCCUCGUCUCCCACGUGAGGAGGAACAACAACAUAUAGUGAAGACACCAUCCUCCUCACCAUCCUCAUUAGCCAUUACAAGAAAAAUAGGAGAAACAAAAGGAACAGAUACGAGACAUCAUGUACAGAUGAAUGAUAAGAGUACUACUACUAAUAAUAAUAAUACUACAACACUACGCCAUACAUUUGGAUUUACUGGUGGACAGUUACAAGUCUUACAGAAUGGCACACGUCUACAACGAUUGGUGUUGCCUGGCGUUGUUGAUAUUAUGAUAAACUCUGCAUUAGGUACAUUAGAUCACCGUACCUUUCUUGCGUCUAUUUCCUCUUCUUCUUCUUCUGGUACUGCUGGUGCUGCUACUACUGCACCGCCGUGUUUUGAGUUUACUAUACGUGUAGGGAUGUACUGUAAUGAUGUACUGAUCGGCUUUGCAGAUCGUUAUCUUCCACUGGAAGGAUUCAGCACGGCGCGGAAUUCCCUGCGGUAUAAUAAUUGUUAUUAUUUAUAUCUUGGCCGCGGUACACUCUACUGCCCAGCACAGGGAAUGGUGGAUGUGCCGUAUACGGCCUUUCAGCUGGCAGGGGCCUCUGUGAGAGACUACCACCCUGGUGGACAGGGCCAUAGUAAUAACUAUAGUGAGAAUAAGAGUUAUCAUUCUAAUAAUAAUAAUAAUAAUAAUAAUAAUAAUAAUAAUAAUAAUAAUAAUAAUAAUAAUAAUUACUACAACGGUGUUGGUGUAAGAGUUGGGGAGGAAGUGACAUGUGUUCUUGAUACGACAACACAGACGAUUCGCUUUCGACGUGAUGGUUUGGACUGCGGUGUGGCCUUCACAGAUGUGGAUCUCACACGAGCCCUUUUCCCUGCCGUGGAGGUGCACUCACGGGGAUGUACAAUAGAUCUGGUUUGA